Maudiozyma saulgeensis is the source of this 744-nucleotide messenger RNA. The record is from the annotation of a GenBank genome assembly. NCBI's taxonomy places the organism in Eukaryota, Fungi, Ascomycota, Saccharomycetes, Saccharomycetales, Saccharomycetaceae.
AUGUCACAUCGUUGGACAUUAUAUGGUUUAGAUAAACUGAUUGAUAUUGAACAAUUAGAUUUCCCGGAAUUUGAAGAUCAAUUAGAUGAUGUAGUGACAUGUACUUAUAAUGAUACCAUUGGUCGUGAUGGUGAUGAAAUAUUUCAUGACUCAAUGCCAUCUGAUGGUAUGUUUAAUUUGAUUAAAUUAGAAGGUACUAAUUGGCAAGUGAUGAUUAUUGUACCAGAUAUAAAAGAUAAAGAGAGAGGAAAUGUACAAUAUAGUAUAAUGAGUAUGAAUUUUCAUGAUGAAACGAUACAAAGAAAAUUCUUACAAAUUUUUAAGAUGAUGAUAGGUGUAGUAUUGUGGCCUUUGUUGUUUAAUGUGGAUUCUAUGAUUAAUAUUUUAGAUUCUGUAGUUGAUAGAGCACACUGGUAUGACACAGUAGUAUAUUUUGAGAAUUCUCGACAAAGAGACAAUGAAGAUGAUGAGAGACGAUUAGCUCAAUGGAGUAUUACUAUAAGUAAAUAUGAUUGUGAGACAUUAAUUGGGAGUUCUUUGGACAAUAAUCCAUAUGAAAUAAUAAUUUUCCCAUAUAUUGAAAAACAAACAGGAUUUCAUUUAAACCAAUUACCAAUUAAAUAUAUUUCAUUGAGAAAUUAUUUAAGAAUUUCUGAGAAUCAAAUAAGAACUGUGAGACCUUCUUUAUCUCCAAGUAUAUUAAUUUCUCAAUUAAAAUAUGUUUCCAAGCUUGUCAAAGGGUAA